CACAUGCCCUGCCACCCCUCAACCGCUCUCUCUCUCGAAGCGCACGAAACCCACGCCAUCCCCGUGAAGUCAUUCCGUUUCUUUUCGGGGCUCCGAAUCGCCGGAAAACCCGAAACCCGGUCAAUUUCCCCUGAAGGCUGAGGUACCGUGGAGCUCCCAUGGCGGAGGAGGUCAGCUCUGGAGCUCGGGAGCACGACAAGGCCGAUCGAGAGGGGUCUCCAAAGACGUCUUCUUCUCCUCCUCUUGGAGCUGAGGGAGGUGAUUCCAAAACCCUCGCCCCUCCAGAUGCCUCUUCCGGACCCGGCGGAGAUGGAGGAGGCGCCGGCGAUCCCCGCUCUUUCUCGCAGCUCCUCGCAGGGGCCAUGGCAUCGGCGGCGGCGGUGAGCUCCAGCGCGGCCCUGAUCCUCCCCGUGCCCGUGCUCGCCGUCCCCUGCUACAUCGCCCCCGCCGCGGGGCUCUCGGGGCACUUUGCAGUGACGCAUCAAGCAGUCUUGGCAUCUGUCACAGCUCAGGCUCUGUUGCAAUUGCAAAAAUCAUAUCCUUCCUCAUCGGAUUUUUUGAGAAAUUCUGUACCACAACCUCAACUAUCCAAUGUUACUCUGGUGCCAUUGCAACAAGACCCACUGCCAGUAGCAGGGAACAAUGCCUGUGCACCAGAGACAGAGCAGCCACCUUCAUCUCACCAGAAUCAACAGUCUAAUUCUAUUGUUGUAAAGACGAGCUUUGAUGAUGAAAAGGAAAGCUCUGGUGAUGAUUACAACUGGCGGAAAUAUGGUCAGAAACAGGUGAAGAACAGUGAGAAUAUCAGAAGCUAUUACAAAUGCGCACAUGGUGACUGUUAUGUUAAGAAGAAGGUUGAAUGUUGUCAAGAUGGUCGUGUCACUGAAAUAGUUUACAGAGGCUGUCACAAUCAUGAACCACCUCUCAAAGUUAGAAGCUCUAGAGUGAGAAAGGCAAAACGUGGUGCCUCUUGUGUGGUAAAUAAAAACUUAGAUCUUCCAGGAGCUGAACUUAAGGAAGCAGUUCCUUCUCCAUCUAAACUACAACAGACUUCUGGUAAUGAAACCCUCAAAGAAGAGUUACCCUGCUCCAAUGACCAUGAAGAAGAUUCUGGAAUGAAGGCUCAAGAGGAUCUUGGUGAAAAACCAGAUCCAAAGAGAAGAGUCAGUGAAAGCACCGUGCUUUUUUCAGCUCCAAUACUUAAAACCAUCAGAGAGCCUAAAAUUGUAUUGCAGACAGCAUGUGGUGUGGGCCUAACAAGUGAUGGUUAUGGGUGGCGGAAGUAUGGACAGAAAUUCGUGAAAGGAAAUCCAAAUCCCAGAAGCUACUAUAGGUGCACUCAUAUUGGAUGUCCUGUACGUAAACAUGUAGAGAGGUCUUCAGAGGAUGCAAAAUAUAUGGUCAUUACGUAUGAAGGCAAGCACAACCAUGACUUGCCAUCCCUAAAAGAUGGCAGUGAUCCACCUGCAACCCCUCUUCUUACUGCCGUUGCAACUGCUAUGAGUAAGUGUGAGCAAACACAGAAAAAUUAUCCACUGUCAUAUGAAAAGCCCACAACCAAAUUGUUGCCAGACGUGGAUGGUAAGAUAGUAAAUGAGCGGGCGCAAGAGCUUGGAGGUGAGAAAGCAAUAGAAUCUGCCCAGACUCUUCUAAGUAUGGGAUUAAGUUCAACUUCAGAAAAUGUUGGCCGUAAAAAUUCUGAAGGUAUUCAGCAGCCUCAGUUAAAUCGGAACUGUACACUUCCAGUCCAAAACUCAUGAAUUGGCAGGUUCGUUGAGUUUAUAUCGUUCUGUUGUAUUUUCUUCUAAUUUCACUCCUAUUGAAUGCCUAUGUCAUGUAAAUAUACUUGCUUCUGUACAGCUGUUGAGCUUCUUAUAAUUUUCCCAAUAUCAGAUUACAAAAACAUUUCUUGAUA
This is a messenger RNA of Elaeis guineensis (African oil palm), 1915 nucleotides long. Its product is annotated as probable WRKY transcription factor 32. NCBI's taxonomy places the organism in Eukaryota, Viridiplantae, Streptophyta, Magnoliopsida, Arecales, Arecaceae. Gene Ontology annotation, molecular function: sequence-specific DNA binding; DNA-binding transcription factor activity. Gene Ontology annotation, biological process: regulation of DNA-templated transcription. The record is from RefSeq and is a predicted model, not a curated record.